This is a messenger RNA of Serpula lacrymans var. lacrymans S7.9, 1610 nucleotides long. RefSeq lists its product as uncharacterized. The transcript is spliced from 7 exons. The coding region runs from base 396 to 1610 and encodes 404 amino acids. Gene Ontology annotation, biological process: phosphatidylinositol dephosphorylation. Lineage: Eukaryota; Fungi; Basidiomycota; Agaricomycetes; Boletales; Serpulaceae. The record is from RefSeq and is a predicted model, not a curated record. Gene Ontology annotation, molecular function: phosphatidylinositol-4,5-bisphosphate 5-phosphatase activity.
GGGCUCUGUACGAUGGACUUCGGCUGCAAUGGGCCUAUCCGAUUGUCACUGAUUUCACGAUCGGAGUUUCUCAACCGAAGAAAGAAAUAUCGAGUUCGAAUUUACCAUCAUCUGCAAAUUCGUCUCGUUCUGGUAUGUAAUAUGGGCCAUGCACUUACUGUCUCCAUAUUAUCUGUACCCUAACCGUCGUUCCUAAGAAUUUACGCUUACCCUGAAGUCUCAGGAUGGAGAUUCAAAACCUUUGUCAGUGAAAGUCCAAGACACUCAACGGUUGCAACGCCUGCUGGCGGAAUACAAUUAUCUCAAAUCGAUAACUGAUUCGUUUGAGUGUAUGUGCCUGGCUUCUGCGAUAGCAUAUAGUGACAUUUCUUGUGCAGACAAACCGGAGAGUGCAUAUGACGGCCACCAGUGGAUCGCUCCAUACAUUCGGAAGCAGAAAUCUCUUCCAUCCUGUGGUAGAUAUUCGGAUCUCUCGUCAGCCCCUGCACUUACGACUGUCUUCAGCGAGUGCUGGGCUUCCCGGAGACGACAUGGGUGAUAUAGAUAUUAUACGAGAAGAUUGGGUUCGUAGGACGGCAAUUGAAAGAUGCAAGAGUGCAUCACCGAGAGUUACAAAUGGUCCCCUUUUUAGGCUGCGUAUCGGAACCUUUAAUGUCAACGGAAAGAACCCUUCACAGGACCUAUCAGCAUGGGUCAGAGGUGGUAUAUCGAGGCAAAAGGGAGGGAAGUCUUUCAUACCUCCCGUAGCACCAGUUUCUCCCUUUGAGCUUUUCUCUGAUCCCAUAAAUAAUGUUCAAUCGCUGGAUGCAUCUAAUGAUCCCCACUUAACCGUCUCCGCAACCCAUCCAGGAUCUUCACAAACUUCAUUACAGGAAAAUAACAUCCAGGGCAAUACUGAUGCCGACCCUGAUGUUCUAGUAUUAGGCUUUCAAGAACUAGACCUUUCCACAGAAGCUUUGUUGUAUUCUACCAGUACAUUAAAGGAGGAUGCCUGGGUGGUUUCUGUCUUCGCAGCUCUAGGCGAGAAAGCCGCAGUUUAUCAGAAGUUAGCAUCGAAGCAACUCGUUGGCAUGCUGCUAUUGGUGAUCGUCAAAAGUUCUUUGGCACCUUAUUUCAGUAACGUUAAAUCCAGCGUUGCUGGCUCUGGUAUCAUGGGGAUCAUGGCGAGCGCUACUGCCUUACGCAUAACUUAUACUCCUCCCACCUCACCUUCACUAAGGCAGCCACGCCCUGCGGUGCUCACCUUUGUCAAUUCUCAUCUAGCCGCAUUUGAUGAAAUGGUAGACAGACGCAACUACGACUUUCACGAACUGUCCAGACGCCUUGCAUUUGAGAGUAACACAACGGACGAUGUAGCUUCAACCGCCGGAGCCCCACUACCCUCAGAAGUGCCAACGACAAAUAUAUAUGAGACUGAUGCUUUGUUCUGGAUAGGAGGUCUGUUAGUCUCGUUUAGAGUUGGUAUGCUGUUGUUGACGUGGGAGCCAGACUUAAACUAUAGACUAGACAUUGAUGAUUCCGAUGUGAGGAGCUUAAUAGUUACUCGAAAUUCCGAAAACAAUAAUAUGGCGACCUUGGUGAAAUAUGACCAGGUAUGUCAGACUAAUUAA